Messenger RNA from Camellia sinensis, 1089 nucleotides. The record is from RefSeq and is a predicted model, not a curated record. Lineage: Eukaryota; Viridiplantae; Streptophyta; Magnoliopsida; Ericales; Theaceae.
AUGGAUCAGCAAGACAAAGAGCUAAGAAAUGACUUGAUUAUGUGGGAUAGAAGGCGAAAGUUAGCUGUUGUUCAAGUUGUUUUCCAUGUGGUAUAUUGGUAUAUGCAGAGAAAAUAUCACCUUAAGAAGUACGUGGACCAUCCUAUUAAUUACUUGGAGAGAGAAAAAGUGAGGAUUGAGCUAAUGACAAAACUUAAAUGUAUUAAGUAUUGUCGUAAUAUCACCCGUAUGGGGCCGCAGGCAUUUCAAGAUUUGUGUCAUAUACUUGAAAGAGAUGGUGGUCAGAAACCAACAAAACGUGCAACAGUUGAGGAACAAGUUGCAAAGUGUCUUUACAUUUUGUCACAUAGCGUGAAGAAUAGAAAUGUUUCGUUUUUCUUUCGUCGCUCCGGUGAGACUGAUUGUAUUGGAGCACUUGAUGGAACACAUGUUCGUGUUAAAGUAUCUAGCAAGGAUGUGCCGAGAUAUCGUGGUAAAAAAGGUUAUCCUACACAAAAUGUAUUGGUUGCAUGUUCAUUUGACUUAAAAUUCACUUAUGUCUUACCUGGAUGGAAGGGAACUGCAUCUGACUCAAGGAUCAUAAAAAAUGCACUCACUAGAGAAGAUAAACUGAAAAUACCCAACGGCAAAUUUUAUCUUGUUGAUGCGGGGUAUAUGUUAAGGAGUUCCCUUAUCCCUCCUUACAGAGGUGUGCGUUAUCACUUGAAAGAGUAUUCCAACCAUCCACCGGAAAAUGCUCGAGAGUUGUUUAACCACCGACAUGCUUCUUUACGCAAUGCCAUUGAGAGAGCUUUUGGUGUGCUAAAGAAACGAUUUCCCAUCAUAGCAAGCACAAUUGAGCCUACUUACUCAGUUAACACACAAUCAAAUAUCGUAAUAGCAUGUUGCAUCUUACAUAACUUUUUAAUGGGUGUUGAUCCAGAUGAAAACAUUACUGCUGAAGUAGACAAAGAGCUUGAAAAUCAAUGUCAAACUCAACAAAUGACUCGUGCACCAAGGGAUACUGAUAAGGAUGCAAAACAGGCGAAACUCAUUAGAAAUGUGAUAGCAGCUACAAUGUGGUCUGAUUAUGUUGCUAAUCAAGAGUGA